Diorhabda carinulata is the source of this 1911-nucleotide messenger RNA. RefSeq names its product calmodulin. The record is from RefSeq and is a predicted model, not a curated record. Gene Ontology annotation, molecular function: enzyme regulator activity; calcium ion binding. The coding region runs from base 549 to 998 and encodes 149 amino acids. The transcript has 4 exons. Lineage: Eukaryota; Metazoa; Arthropoda; Insecta; Coleoptera; Chrysomelidae.
ACCGUUUACCGCACCCGCAAGAAGCCGAAAGCACGACGCACCGCGGCACGCUUGAAGAACGCGCGAAAGCCAGAUCCGUUGACUGUUUGACGCAUUGCAGGUAGAAGUCGACCAAUAGCGAGCGUCGAUCGUACGAGUAGACGUUGUAAACAAGCCGCACCCGACGUUUAAACAUGACAUAUAGCUCGCGGCGAUAACUAGAUCCGUAAAAUACCGUUCUUGAAUUCAAUAAAAUUUGCUUAUAAUGGACCGAUUUGAAAAUUUGGAAAUUGUAAAAUUUUUUUUUGUAAUAAGGUAUAUUAUUCGAUUGGUUUAUUAGAGUGGAAAUACGGUCGUUUCGGCGUAGGAAUAUUUCCACCGGUUAGUGUCGUAGCCGCACUAUUGCGCUUUGGUGGUUUCGCAGCAGUUAACCCCUCUCCUCUCCAACGUCGAUCCUAAACAAAACGAGAAGACAGUUGGCUGGUGCACUUUGACGAGAGGCGUUGUAUGUUACUACGUUGUGUCGACAUUUUUCUGUUUAGUGUACCAAUUAAUCUUUAAAUAUUACCAUGGCUGACCAACUCACCGAAGAACAAAUUGCCGAAUUCAAAGAAGCAUUCUCACUGUUCGAUAAAGACGGCGAUGGUACAAUUACUACUAAAGAAUUAGGUACUGUAAUGAGAUCUCUAGGACAAAAUCCAACUGAAGCCGAAUUACAGGAUAUGAUUAAUGAAGUAGAUGCUGAUGGUAACGGCACGAUCGAUUUCCCAGAAUUUUUAACGAUGAUGGCGCGUAAAAUGAAAGACACAGACAGUGAAGAAGAAAUUCGUGAAGCAUUCCGAGUAUUCGAUAAGGACGGUAACGGUUUUAUUUCCGCAGCAGAAUUGCGUCACGUCAUGACCAAUUUGGGUGAAAAAUUGACGGACGAAGAAGUCGACGAAAUGAUCAGGGAGGCCGACAUCGACGGUGACGGUCAAGUCAAUUACGAAGAGUUCGUCACCAUGAUGACUUCAAAAUGAAGAAAUCACGUGUCGCAUUUUCAGCUUUCCAUUGUUUCAUCCCGGCUCAUUGUCUACAUUUUUCAACACCUCGAACUUUUUUGCUUUGUGGCCGGGCCCACUAAAGUGAAUAACUUAACCGUUAUUUCAUUUACAAGACAAAUUUAAUUAAUAAAUAUAUUUAUAAAUUAAUAUUAUGAUUGUGUAAAUUUUUGUAUAAUAUAUUUUUUUUUCUUUUACCUCGGAUCGUUGCGAAGGAAUCACCGAUCCGUACCGUAUUAAAAAUUCUGUGCUACAUGUUCUAGUUGAGAGUUUAAAAAAAAGUCACAAAGUAUGAAAAAAAACGUACUUAUUAUAAUGAGAAUAAUAAUAAUUAAAAAAAAUUGUUCUAUUUGGUGUUAGUUUAGGGGAUACAGUCACUUCAUACUUUGUGAUGCAUCAUCUGUGCACUUACUAUAUAGUACGUAUCCCCCUUACAUUUUUUUUUAUCCCCAUUUACCCCCUUUCUUGUACCGUAGGUUUUACAUUUUAGUAGCCUAGGACUUUUUAAAUACGCUGGAAAGUAAGCACGUUUUUAUUGUCGUCUUAUAUCGAUGCAUCAUGGAAAUGUUAAUAUUUUUCGGUUCACAUUGUAUAGGGUGAAACGGUCGUUGGAAAUUUGCUCGAAUUUUCUGCAAGGAAAAUUGUUUUCAAUUUCUCAAGACCUAUUACAACCCGUUUCCUGUUAAUUUUUCUAAUUAUUCUUAUUUUUUUUUAAUUUAUUAUUAAUAUAAGGUCCGUAACGUAUCGGUUACAAUGUGAAAUUAUUAGAUGUUUAAAUUUCAAAUAAAUGUGACUAAAAAAAUAUCUUUCCUGUUACUUACUGGUUACCCAAUAUAUUAUUAUUACAAUUAAAACUUUUCUUUAUUUAAAAAUAAAAAUAUUCGAAUUGAAA